This is a messenger RNA of Strongyloides ratti, 1428 nucleotides long. RefSeq lists its product as hypothetical. Bases 1 to 1428 code for a protein of 475 amino acids. The transcript has a single exon. NCBI's taxonomy places the organism in Eukaryota, Metazoa, Nematoda, Chromadorea, Rhabditida, Strongyloididae. The record is from RefSeq and is a predicted model, not a curated record.
AUGUCAUUUGAAAAUACAUAUAUUCAAUCAUUUAUAAACCAAACUGAUUCAUUGUCAGAUAUUACUAAUGUUAUAAAUUUAAAUAAAUUAAAUGAAUAUCAUAUCCAUAAAACUUAUAAAUGUAAAGAAAGUUCAUAUGUUUUAAGUCGGUUAAUUACUGAUAAUAUCAAAAGUUCACAAAUAUUUUGUUCAAAAUAUUAUAAUCAUGAAGCAAUUACUAUGAUUGAAAUGAUGAAAUAUAUUUGUAAUACACCAGAAGAGGAACUUGAAGGUGUUACUUGUGUUAAAAUUUUUAUUAGUGAUGAUACAAGAAUGCUUUCAGAUGAUUGUAAAACAUAUCUUGCUCAAAGUUAUUCUUACUUUUCUCAAUUUUUAUUAAAUAAAUUUGAAAAUUCUACAGAAUUAAGUAUAAUUAAUGGUUUUGGUACAGAAAAAAUUAAUGAUUUAUUUGUAUUUCAAGUUAUUGAAACUAUAAAGUCAAAAAAUAUCAAAAACUUGACGGGAAUAGAUAUAAAUGAUGUAAUAUCUUAUGGUAAAAAAUAUAAUUUUAUGGAAAAUGAUAUAUUUAAUGGAAUGACAGGAUUAAAAAAACUUACUUUAACUAUUAAUACAACUAAACAAAGUACAAAUUUAUUAGAGUAUGAAAAUAUCAUAAAAAAUUUUCUCAAUUAUUUGUUCAAAAAAGAAAUAGGUUUAAAUAUUAUUUUUAAAAGUGAUGAUGGAUUUAUGGAUAAAUGUUUAAAUAUAUUAGAAUAUAAUGAGACAAUUGGAAUAAAUAUAAAAAUUGAUUUUCUUGAUGAUUGGAGACAAUUUUUUUUCCUAUAUAAAUCCAACAAAUUAAAUGACAAACAAAACAAAGUUUUGGAAAAUUUAUCAAGUGUUAAAUUUUACUUGGAAUCAUUUAACGAUUUUGUCGAUUUAGAAGAAACAAUUAAUUCAUUAAAAAAUUUAGAAACUAUUAAAAUAAAUGUUGGCGGAUUUGUGCAGAAAAUUGUUUCUGAGGAGUCAUUUGAUUAUAUUUAUUCUAGUUACUAUUUAAGUCAUUUUACUCAUUUUAAAUGUAUCUCAAAAAGUUUGAAAUGUGCUGAAAUUUCAUCUGUUUAUAGUUACUCACAUGAUGAUUCAAAAAUGGAAGAAGUACAAUUGUUUUGCAAUUAUCUUUUAGAACAAUUAAUUUCAAUUUUACCGGAAACAAUUACUUCAUUAUCUUUGUUAGAUACCAGUGGUAUAGAAGAAAGAACAUUUAGAAAAAUUUCUUAUGAACUUCCGUCACUUACUACAAUUCUAUUUGUUCGUUGUCAAGGUAUACCUGAAGAAUCACUUAUGGAAUUUCGUGAAUUAAAAAAUGUUGUCAUUUAUGGAGAUAAUGAAAAUAUAUUAGAUAGUCUAGAUUCCGAGAUAACAAUUAAAGGGAUUCAAAGAAAUUAA